CUCCAUGAUGAGCGCACUUUCCCUUUCACCGUCUCCGAGCGCGAGUCGGCAAUCACAACCUCGUCCAAAUGCGGCUCAGGCGAUCCGUCGGGAUUUGAGAAUGAAACUCAAAGUUGAGGCGCUGGAUCGUGUUGCUGUGUUGAGGCUGAAUCUGUCUCUGGGUUCAAUACUGAAGAGCCUGGAUGUUGACGACUGCUCACCUGCCGCCUUAUACAGAAAAGUGGUUUCUGACUCCAAUUUUUAAGACUUUCAAGGAAUUGUAUUCCCAAACUGUAGUUUUUGGUUCACAGAACAUGCAGAGAGAUUUUCCUAGAUGUGAACACCCAUCUGUGUAUCCCAUCUAUAAUGCUUUUCUAACAGGUUUUUUUUCUUGUACCAGCUGCAUAAUCACAGACAGUUUCAACAUCAUUAACAUUUUCAAGAUGGAUUACCUGAUUUCAGCAGAGUAAAUUUUGGUCUGCAUAUAUUAUACUUCUCUCUCAGUGUUUCUGCAUGCGUCCUGGAGUUUUAUUUUUCUUGAUGCGCGUAAUGGUUCAUUUGGCAGAGGCAUCAUCAUUCAAAUGAUGUUGUGACAAGACCGACUUAAUGUGAUCAUUACUCUAAUGGCUUUUAUGAGAAUGCCCUGAUGUCCCUUUGUGAAACAAAAUAAAAUAGGUGGGUGUUACAGUCCACCUUUGCAACGCAGGACAGGGCCGAGCAUCAGCUUCGUAUUGGAAUAGAUGGUUCCUGUGCUGGACAACAUGACCCCACCUCCUCCAACACAGAACUGCUCCAACUGCAGCCAGGUUUUAGUCCCAGAGCUUAACGUGGUCAAGGCUGUGGUUCUGGGCCUGGUUCUUGGCAUCUUGAUUCUGUUUGGAAUUGUGGGUAACAUCCUGGUAAUCCUCUCCGUGGUUUGCCAUAGACACCUGCGGACAGUCACACAUUAUUUUAUAGUUAAUCUGGCAGUGGCAGAUUUGCUGCUGAGCUCCACUGUACUACCUUUCUCUGCUAUUUUUGAGAUUGUGGAUCGUUGGGUGUUUGGACGGGCCUUUUGCAAUGUUUGGGCAGCUGUGGAUGUACUCUGCUGCACUGCUUCCAUCAUGAGCCUCUGUGUGAUCUCUGUUGACCGCUAUAUUGGAGUCAGCUACCCUCUGCGCUACCCAUCGAUAGUGACAAAACGCAGGGCGCUGCUGGCAGUGAUGCUGCUGUGGGUGCUGUCUGUCAUCAUAUCUAUUGGACCUUUGUUUGGCUGGAAAGAGCCGGCACCUGAGGACGAGUCCAUAUGCAAGAUCACGGAGGAGCCCGCCUACGCUAUCUUCUCUGCUGUGGGCUCUUUCUACCUCCCUCUGGCCAUCAUACUGGUCAUGUACUGUCGGGUUUAUGUGGUAGCUCACAGGGAGAGCCGGGGCCUCAGAGAGGGCCACAAAACAGAGAAGUCCGAUUCAGAGCGGGUGAUACUCAGGAUACACAGAGGCAACACAAGUGUAUUAGAGGACGAGUCCCUUCGUAGCCGCACACAUUUCGCCCUGCGACUGCUCAAGUUCUCGCGUGAGAAGAAGGCUGCCAAGACCUUGGGCAUUGUGGUUGGCUGCUUCGUGUUGUGCUGGUUGCCCUUUUUCCUGGUGCUACCCAUCGGCUCCAUCUUUCCCGCAUACAGACCUUCAGACACUGUCUUCAAGAUUACGUUCUGGCUCGGUUACUUCAAUAGCUGCAUCAACCCCAUCAUUUACCCGUGCUCCAACCAGGAGUUUAAGAAAGCUUUCCAGAGUUUACUCGGAGGUCACUGUCUGAGAAAGACACCCAGACCACACCAUCAUCAUCUGAGGGCAGGUCAGAGUCAAACUCAGGGUCACAGUCAGCCCCUCACUCUGGGACUGGACAGCAGGGGGGCGCCCUGUCGGCUCAGCCCUUCCUCCUCCAUGGCCCUGUCCAGAACCCCCUCCUCCAGGGACAGCAGGGAGUGGAAUGUCUUUCCCGGAGGCCCAUCAGGUGGAUCAGGACCGGUCAAGACGAGCAGGGAUAAAGUGGCCAAACUCUGCAGUAAAAGCUUCCAUCGGACCUGCUGCUGUGUCUUCAGUGGUGUGACUCCCCCGCAGGAGUCAAACUGCGCCCAGCCGCCUCCAGUUGGAAACCUUCCCACCAUUAAAAUCCACCAACUGUCCCUGUCAGAAAAAGGAGAGCCUGUAUAGCCACUGUAAUCCUUCAUCCAUUAGUCAUGACUCCUCUUUCAAUGUCACGGAUGAGAAUUUAUUUCCUUUUGCACAGUUGGAUGAGUUGUAUUGGAUGGUGGCUGCUUUGAAUUUUUAUAUUUUAAAAAGUUUCAGCUUUGAUAACAUUUUGUGAUUUU
Molecule: messenger RNA, 2329 nt
Organism: Anarrhichthys ocellatus (wolf-eel)
Lineage: Eukaryota; Metazoa; Chordata; Actinopteri; Perciformes; Anarhichadidae
Gene: adra1aa
Product: adrenoceptor alpha 1Aa
Exons: 3
Coding region: 720-2171 (483 amino acids)
Biological process (GO): adenylate cyclase-activating adrenergic receptor signaling pathway; positive regulation of cytosolic calcium ion concentration; phospholipase C-activating G protein-coupled receptor signaling pathway
Cellular component (GO): plasma membrane
Molecular function (GO): alpha1-adrenergic receptor activity
Source: RefSeq, a predicted model, not a curated record